This is a messenger RNA of Dreissena polymorpha, 1652 nucleotides long. RefSeq lists its product as uncharacterized. NCBI's taxonomy places the organism in Eukaryota, Metazoa, Mollusca, Bivalvia, Myida, Dreissenidae. Bases 6 to 1523 code for a protein of 505 amino acids. The transcript is spliced from 13 exons. The record is from RefSeq and is a predicted model, not a curated record.
ACGCUAUGUCGAUCCUUGCUGAGCGGUUUGCUAACACCCCUGAGGACCCCCAGCGUCACAUCAGGAUAUCUGAAUGGGUACAGGACACCACCCCGGGGGUCUUCGACGAAGAGUUGGACGUAGAUCAGGUCAUGGGCAGAUCAAGGUCACAGAAAUCCUCAAACCAGGGGAGGGAACCAUCAUUCAUGUCAGAGCGGAGGGAACUCUCAUUUAAAUCAGAGGGGAAGUCAGGCAAAAAGGAGUGGGCUUCAAGAAGCAAGCGCAAUGAAACAGGGGCCAGUUUUCGCAGGAAGAAGUUCCAGGACAUCGAUGGAUUCUCCACCAUUUCUGACCGCAGCACUUCCAGCAGAAAAAGUCGAAGAAGUGGCAGGUUUACCCCUAAAGACCCGAAGUUGUAUCAUUACUAUGACAAUCAAAUUGCGAACAAAGAGGGACAACCCAAGAAUAAACUCCAAGAGGAGGAGGACGAGGACAUCACACAGAAGGAUUCUGCCUUCCAUACUCUCUCUAACAUCACUAGCAGUCAGGUGACAGAUAGACUGAGCAGUUACGACUCUGGGAUCACAAAGGACAUAUCGGACAUGAGCUAUCAACGUGGUGGUCAUCAAGGUUUUGGUGCUAUGCUGUCACCUGUCAAGUCUGAGUCUGCCAGCCCGAGACCACGCUCUCAUACCAGUCCACAAUCCUCGAAAGAUUGGCGUAAGUUCUUUGACAUGGUGCCAAACGCUGCAGAGCGCAGGCAGAUGGAGCAGAUCCGGAGGGAAAUGGAGGCGGGAAAACUGAAGCCCACGACACUCUCACCGAUCUCAUAUUUCGCAGAGGACCUUCCCAUGUUGCCUGGCGAGGCAGGAACCAGGCUCCUGCAGACAGUCAGAGUCGGGGAAAAGGUCCCUCAUCCAGGUGAUGGCAGACACAGAAUCGAGUCCGUACCCGGGAAGCUGGCAGUCCACACUCAGAAUGAGCAUGCGGGUCUCAGCAACUAUGGUAUCCUACAAAUGCAGUGGACUACAGAGGUGCCCUGGGUGCGUGACUGUUUUCAACCGCCAAGGAAGAUUCCCCAGCAUCGCCGCCAGGGAAUGAUGCCUGACGACAAUUCGUCCGACGUGGUACAGAUGCCUAAUAGUAACAGACUUCGAGAGUUCUCAGACGAGGACCUGCGUCUGCCGCACCUGGAAGCCGCCACCCCCCAGCUGACCAAUCAGCUGUCAGCGAACCAUUAUGAGUGGGCGCUCCCUCUACCGCCUCCGCCUGCAAAGGAAUCCCGCACGAACGUGGCCGCCAUCAAGAAAGACCAUGACGCGUACUGCAAGUACUAUCAGCUUGUGAAGAAGAAACUACAUCUGUAUACAUCGCAACAAAGGGAAAGAACCCAACAUCUUCCUGAAGUGUUUGUGAAACAGCUGAAAGAAGGUCAGCCGAAAUCGAGCUCAAAGCGUCCACAACGGUCUCGAACUCUCACCAAGUCUGACCUCAGUCCUUCACAUUUUCCUUCAAUCAAAAUUGGCCAGCUCAUUCGAAUUUAGUGGACAUAUAUGUUGUUAUCUAUAUUUUCUUUUUCCUGAUGAUUUUGGUAUAACUUUCAUAUACCAAAAUAACUUUUUUCUGAGCCUUGCAUUAUUAUUUGUUAAUUUUUAUUAAAUAAUGAAAAAUGU